Molecule: messenger RNA, 570 nt
Organism: Geosmithia morbida
Lineage: Eukaryota; Fungi; Ascomycota; Sordariomycetes; Hypocreales; Bionectriaceae
Product: SCP protein
Exons: 2
Coding region: 1-570 (189 amino acids)
Cellular component (GO): extracellular region
Source: RefSeq, a predicted model, not a curated record
AUGUUCUCGCUCAAGACUCUCCUCGUCUCCAUGGUGGUUGCUGGCAUGGCCAGCCCUAUCGCCGACGUCGAGAACCGCGCACUCAACCCCGGAACCUUUGUCAACGACAUGCUCAACGCCCACAACUACUACCGCAGGCAGCACGGCGUCUCCGAUGUCACCUGGAGUGCCGAUGGUGCCGCCUAUGCCCAGAAAAAGGCCAACUCCUGCAUUUUCGGUCACCAGAACCCCGUCUCCGGAUUCGGGGAGAACAUCUUUUCUAGCUCCAUCGGUGGCGGCUCGACCUUUUACGAUCCUGUCAAUGCUUGGGGCCAGGAGCGUAGCUCGUACAACUGGAACAGCCCCGGGUUCAGUAUGUCUGCAGGCCACUUCACACAGCUCGUCUGGGCUAGCACCCACCAGAUUGGCUGCGCCUGGAAGGACUGUGGUGAUGGCGGUGGCGAUGGCACCCAUGCGUUUGGCGCCUACGUUGUCUGCAAAUAUGCGCCCCCCGGAAACGUUGAGGGAGGUUACAAGACAAAUGUGCUGCCCCAGAGAAGCGGCAGGCCAACGGACAAAGCCCACCCUUGA